AUGACAAAAGGUAAAAGCUUUAGUGGCGCUGAAAGAAAUGCAUCACAAGCGGUUAAAACUGUAAAGUUUUAUUCGAGAGGGAGAUCCGACGAUGAGAGUUUGCAAGGUGAGCAUGUCGAAGCAGAGCGCCUAUCGAAGCACGAUCUUAAGCGCAUUUCUAACAACUUGCUGAAAACUCGAAUUACAUUACCAGUUUUCAAAUACAAAGACUCGAUAAUGGAGCAUCUACUUUCAAAUCAAGUGACCAUCUUGAUUGGUGAGACAGGAUCUGGUAAAUCAACGCAGCUUCCUCAGUUUCUAUUGGAGAAACUAACCGCAGCUCACGGCAAUAAACGUAUAGCGGUAACUCAACCUCGUAGAGUUGCAGCCAUCAAUUUGGCUACGCGUGUUGCUCAAGAAUAUGGCUGCCGCGUAGGUGACCGAGUUGGAUACGCAGUACGUUUUGACAAUAAGACCAACAGCAAAACGAGGCUUAAGUAUCUCACCGAUGGUAUGCUUUUGCGCGAAAUCAUGCUUGACCGGAACUUGUCUGAUUACACCUGUGUGAUCAUCGAUGAAGCGCAUGAACGUACUAUACUCACAGAUUUGAUUUUAGGUUUUUUGAAAGAGCUAAUCCACGGCCUUAGACCCGAUCUGAAGGUUGUUGUUAUGUCUGCCACUCUACAAGCCGAGAAAUUUAGCGCCUUCUUUAACGAUGCUCCAAUAUUGUUUGUGGAAGGCCGUAAAUAUCCAGUACAACGAAACUAUUUGAAAGAACCUUGUGAUGAUGUAGUAGAUGCUAUAAUAAGGUGCUGUGUACAAAUCAACCAAGGAGAGCAACUUGGUGAUAUUCUGUGCUUUAUGCCAGGUCAGGAGGAAAUUGACAAGGCCGUUGUUGUUCUGAACAAGAUUAGUGAACACCUGGGAACCUCGGUGCCGCGUUUGAUAGCACUCCCUCUCUAUGCAGCACUCCCGCCAUCAGAGCAAGCAAAGGUAUUUUUGCCACUCAAAGGCUUCAAGCGAAAGGUCGUCUUUUCCACCAAUUUGGCCGAAACGUCCGUCACUAUCUCUGGUGUUAAGUUUGUCGUUGAUUCUGGUUUGCGCAAAGUGAAAGUAUGGCGGCACAACUUGGGGUUGGCCACACUGCUUACUGUUCCUAUCUCAAAGGCAAGUGCUUCUCAAAGGACUGGGCGUGCCGGUAGAGAGAAUCCGGGAAAGUGCUACAGACUUUACCGAGAACAGGACUAUCAAAAGCUCCCCAUGCAGACUGAACCGGAAAUUGCGCGAAGCGAGAUUACAUCUCCAGUACUUAUGUUAAAGAAAAUUGGUGUUCAAGACAUAGUAAACUGGUCGUGGUUAGAAAACCCUGGUAAACAAGCAAUAUUGCUGGCUUUACAAGAGCUGUAUCAGCUAAAAGCACUUGACGACCAAGGCAAAAUCACUAGUAAAGGUCAGCAGAUGGCCCUACUUCCUCUAGCACCGCACUUAAGUUGCGUUCUAUUACAAGCUCGUGACUCAGGCUGUCUCCUCCCUGUCAUUGAUAUUGUCUCAUGUCUCAGUGUAGAAAAUUUGCUUCUUAAUCCAUUGCCAGAACUCCGAGAUGAAAUAAAUGAGAAGCGUUUUUCCAUUGCCACUCGCGGAGCUAAGUUUGGAGACCUUAUUAUGAUGAAGGAACUCUAUAAUGCAUACGUCUCAUUACGAAGCAGCGCUGAAAAGGAUGAAUGGUGUAAGGACCUCUGCGUAUCAAAAAGAGGUUUCAGAAAUGUUGUAAAAGUUCGUUCUCAGCUUAUAUCGUACAUGGAGAAGCUUUUCAAUGAGAAAAUAGAUGUUAGUGAAACAGGAAUGGAUAACGACAGCUUCGACGUUAAAUCUGUUAUUCAAUGCUUUUUGGCUGGAUUCAUGAAAAACAGUGCCAUUGGAAUGCCUGAUAGAUCAUUCAGGACUAGCACCACUGGGGAGACCAUUUCUGUGCAUCCUUCGUCGAUGUUAUUUAUGGACAGAAGUUGUCCAGCCAUUCUGUACACUGAGUACAUUUUUACCACAAAGGGAUAUGCCAGAAAUGUGAGCCGCUUGGAACUGUCCUGGCUGCAAGAGAUCGUAGGUAUGUCCAAUGUUAAAAUCAGUGCGAGAUAA
This is a messenger RNA of Lachancea nothofagi CBS 11611, 2112 nucleotides long. The record is from the annotation of a GenBank genome assembly. NCBI's taxonomy places the organism in Eukaryota, Fungi, Ascomycota, Saccharomycetes, Saccharomycetales, Saccharomycetaceae.